Tyto alba (common barn owl) is the source of this 1108-nucleotide messenger RNA. Its product is annotated as serine/arginine-rich splicing factor 7-like. Gene Ontology annotation, molecular function: RNA binding; zinc ion binding. Gene Ontology annotation, cellular component: nuclear speck. The record is from RefSeq and is a predicted model, not a curated record. Gene Ontology annotation, biological process: mRNA splicing, via spliceosome. Lineage: Eukaryota; Metazoa; Chordata; Aves; Strigiformes; Tytonidae. Bases 112 to 828 code for a protein of 238 amino acids. The transcript is spliced from 9 exons.
AGAACCCCGCCCCCCCCUCCCCGUUGCGGCGGUCGGGGCGCGGCGCGCAGUCGCAGUGGUGGCUCAUGCUGUAGGAGGGCUGCGCGCGGGGCUCGGCCGGGAGCUGGGGAGAUGUCGCGCUACGGGCGUUACGAGACCAAGGUGUACGUGGGGAACCUGGGCACGGGCGCGGGCAAAGGCGAGCUGGAGAGAGCCUUCAGCUACUACGGGCCCCUGAGAACGGUGUGGAUCGCGAGGAACCCGCCGGGGUUUGCCUUCGUGGAGUUUGAAGACCCGAGGGAUGCUGAAGAUGCUGUGCUCGGCCUCGAUGGGAAGAUAAUAUGUGGCUCCAGGGUUAGAGUGGAAGUGUCAACAGGGAUGCCUCGUCGCUCCCGUUACGACAGGCCUCCUGCACGGCGCCCCUUUGACCCUAAUGACAGAUGCUAUGAGUGUGGUGAGAAAGGCCACUAUGCCUAUGAUUGUCACCGCUAUAGUCGCCGAAGGAGGAGCAGGUCCCGGUCUAGAUCCCGUUCAAGGUCCCGAGGAAGAAGGUAUUCUCGGUCACGCAGUCGGAGUCGCGGUAGAAGAUCAAGGUCAGCUUCCUACCGCAGGUCCAGGUCAAUCUCUCCUCGUAGGUAUAGAUCAUUUUCACCCCGCAGAUCUCGGUCUGGUUCCUUAAGAAGGUCAAGAUCUAGGUCCAGAUCACGUUCAAGGUCCCGGUCUGUUGUAUGGCCUCGAAGCAGGUCUGGGUCCCAUGGUAGAUCUAAAUCUGGCUUACCUGCUAAAAGUCGCUCAAAGUCCAGAUCACCAUCUCCAAAGAGAAGUCACUCACCAUCAGGAAGCCCUUGAAGGAGUGCAAGUCCUGAAAGAACGGAUUAAAAUUCAAAAAGUUUAAGAAGAAAAUUUAUUUUGUUUACAUUAUUAUAAGGGAUUUUGUGGUGUCUUUAUAAAUGUAAGGGCUUAGUCCUAGAAGGCUGUUUCUACCAACUAACAAUUGGCACGAAUCUGGAUCUUUUAAAAGUCUUACUAGUAGACUAAUGCAAAACUUUUGUGUUAAUGUUGUGACCUAGAAAUGUUGGGCUUUUUUUAUUGGCACGUUGAAAUAAACUGUGCAUUUCUAACUAAGAAA